Aspergillus calidoustus is the source of this 1140-nucleotide messenger RNA. Lineage: Eukaryota; Fungi; Ascomycota; Eurotiomycetes; Eurotiales; Aspergillaceae. The record is from the annotation of a GenBank genome assembly.
AUGGGUCUCCAAGUUAGAGCUCUCGCGCUGGCUGCCCUGGCCACCAUCAGCCAGGCCUCGCCCCUUGUAUACGCUCGCGAUGACUCGCCGACGAAUGUUACCUAUGCCUUCACAAACUCGAACGGCCUGAACUUUACCCAGAUGAACACAACCCUGCCCAAUGUGACCAUCUUUGCAACAGGAGGCACAAUCGCCGGCUCCGCCGAUGACAACACCGCAACAACCGGCUACCAAGCCGGCGCAUUGGGGAUCCAAACCCUCAUCGAUGCCGUCCCCGAAAUGCUCGACGUUGCCAACGUGGCUGGCGUCCAGAUCGCCAAUGUCGGCAGCCCUGACGUUUCCUCCCCCAUUCUCCUCGAGAUCGCGCACCGCCUCAACACAGUCGUCUGCAAGGACCCUACUAUGGCCGGCGCAGUCAUCACCCACGGCACAGACACCCUUGAAGAAACCGCAUUUUUCCUCGACGCAACGGUCAACUGCGAAAAGCCAAUCGUCAUUGUCGGCGCCAUGCGGCCCGCAACAGCCAUCUCCGCUGAUGGCCCGUAUAACCUCCUCCAGUCCGUGACUGUCGCUGCGAGCAAAGAGGCCAGGAAGCGCGGUGCGCUUGUGGUCAUGAACGACCGCAUCGCGUCCGCUUACUAUGUCACCAAGACGAACUCGAACACCAUGGAUACGUUUAAGGCGCUCGAGGCCGGGUUCCUGGGCGCCAUCGUCUCGAACACCCCGUACUUCUUUUACCCCCCUGUCGAGCCGACGGGCAAGACCGCCAUCGACGUGACGAACGUGACUGAUAUCCCGCGUGUCGACAUCCUCUACUCGUACCAGGACAUGACGAACGAUACUCUCUUUUCCGCUGUCGAGAACGGUGCCAAGGGCGUUGUUAUCGCAGGAACAGGCGCCGGCUCCGUCUCAAGCACCUACAGCUCCGCGAUUGCCGAACUCAUCGAGGAGAAGGAAUUUCCCAUCGUACGCAGCACGCGCUCGCCCAGCGGCGAGGUUCCCUUCUCCGAGUCCGGUGAUGAUGGUAUCUCGAGUGGAUAUCUGAACCCGCAAAAGGCGCGUGUGCUUCUCGGGCUGUUGCUUGCCAAGGGGAAGAGCUUUGCGGAUAUCUUGGGGGCGUUUGGAAAGGUUGCUGUUUAG